AUGCAACCCAAUAAUAGUAGAACCAGCAUUUUUGCACAAACCAAUGUAAACAAUCCUCCUCUCCAGGGACAGAAUGCCAUGAAUUCAUACGCAUAAACCUAUAGCGGAAUAUUUUAGCAAUAAAGCUAAUCCAAUAUCCAAUCACAACAAUAACAGAAUCUAUAGCCUAUAGUCUAGCAGUAACAGCUUUAAUAAUAACAAUACCCAUAAUAUUAACAAUAAUAAUAAUUGCAAUAAUAAUAACAAUAACAAUAAAUAUUUCCAAAUAAUAAUCAACAAUAAUAGUAGAUUGAUCAAAAUCCUAGUAAUAUAGCAUAAUACAAUCAGCAAUUCCAACCUAUCUAUUAAGAACCUGAUAACUUUACUAAUCCUAAUGCCAUACCCCAAAAAAUCGAUCUUCAAUUUUAUGGAAUAUAUGAAAAGGUUUAUUACAUAAAGGCUUAUCUAUUAUUAAGAUUUAAAAAUUGGUAAAUUCUCUAUCAUUAUAAUCAUACCAAAAAAAAUACAGCUGAGUCUCAUGCUAAAAUUAUUGUUAAAAACUUUUAAGAAUUCACUUAAUUAGAAUAUGAUGUUACUUAUGUUGUGAGUACAGAUGAAGGUUUCUGGAUACUUAAAAUUACUGACUUAGAUAGAAUUUACAUGGUCUUGUAUGAUAACAAUUUCAGAAGAGAUUUAGCAUUUUAGGUUUUUGAGGAAUAUUAUAAAUGUCUUACUGAGUAGGAGUAGUUAGUUAAAAUAUAAGAUAAUAUUGAAUUAUAUAAACAGAUAAAUGAAAAGUUAGAGAUGUUAACUCAACAAUAUGAACAAAAAAUAAUUGAAAAUAAAGAGACUGGAUUAAAUUUUGAGUAUUCCAAGGUUGAUUUUUCAUAAGCAUACUUUUCCAUAGGGUUGAGUGAACAAUGCUAAAUGAACAAUGUUGAAAAAGUUAUUUUAUAGACCUAAAAUAAUCGGAUUCAUCCAGCCUUUUAAGGAACCAAUUUAUUUACAGAUUUAAAGUCUAAUUUGUAGCCAAUAAUAUCGAUAUGUAUAUGUGUUCUAUUAAUAUUGAUCGUGAUUCUUUUACUAUACAACUAUGUCAUCAAAGAUAUUUUAACUUCGCAAUAAAGUAAUUCCGGAAAAGUCUCCUAAAAACAUCUACUAAAUCAUUUGAUUAAAAAAUGA
Messenger RNA from Paramecium tetraurelia, 1161 nucleotides. RefSeq lists its product as uncharacterized. Lineage: Eukaryota; Ciliophora; Oligohymenophorea; Peniculida; Parameciidae. The record is from RefSeq and is a predicted model, not a curated record. The transcript has 4 exons.